This is a messenger RNA of Lottia gigantea (owl limpet), 246 nucleotides long. RefSeq lists its product as hypothetical. Gene Ontology annotation, molecular function: telomerase inhibitor activity; telomeric repeat DNA binding; single-stranded DNA binding. Gene Ontology annotation, cellular component: CST complex. NCBI's taxonomy places the organism in Eukaryota, Metazoa, Mollusca, Gastropoda, Lottiidae. Gene Ontology annotation, biological process: negative regulation of telomere maintenance via telomerase. The record is from RefSeq and is a predicted model, not a curated record. The transcript has a single exon. The annotation marks the transcript as partial.
ACUGCUGUAUUGGUGGAUCCCAAAUCCAAUAAAAGUCUAUUAAUCAAUACCAGACUGGUGGAACCGUUUUCUGCUAAGUUAGGUAGUUUGUUUCAAUUUAUUGGUGAACUGGACGCACCAACUGGAAGUUUGGAUGUAUCUUUGGUAGCAAGAGUGGUGCGAUGCGUUGAUGGCCUUGACAUGACACUAUAUCAUCAAGCAAUACACGCCCAAAGACAAUAUUUAAAGGAGGAACCGAGUUUGUGA